GAUUUUAAAAAGUUCUUUGCAGAAGAGUAUUAGACCAGAACUAGAGGAUCACAAUGACAAGAAGAUUCAUCUGUUUAAUGCUAAUAGCUGUUGUGGGAGCUACUGCAAGCAAAGCACAGGAAUUUGAAGGCAACGACGAGGAAACAGAACAAGAAUUCAUUUAUAUGAACAGAUAUAAGCGUUCCAGUGACACACAGGACAAAUGCACUUACACCUUUAUUGUACCUCAACAGAGAGUGACAGGUGCCAUUUGCGUUAAUUCCAAGGAGCCUGAAGUUCUACUUGAAAACAGGGUAAAUAAACAAGAAUUACAGUUACUUAACAAUGAACUUCUUAAACAAAAGAGACAAAUAGAAAAUCUCCAGCAACUGGUAGAAGUGGAUGGUGGGAUUGUUAAUGAGGUUAAACUCUUAAGAAAAGAGAGCAGAAAUAUGAAUUCUCGUGUCACACAACUCUAUAUGCAGUUACUACAUGAAAUUAUCCGAAAACGUGACAACGCCUUAGAACUUUCUCAACUUGAGAAUAAGAUUUUGAACCAAACUGCAGAUAUGUUGCAGCUCGCAAACAAAUACAAAGACUUAGAGCACAAGUACCAACAUUUGAUGUCAAUUGCCAAUAAUCAGUCCAUAAUAAUUGCCCAACUGGAAGAACACUGUCAAAGAAUGCCAUCCAUAAAGCCACUGCCACAAACUCCACAGCCACCAAAUAAAGUGUACCAGCCUCCUACUUACAAUCGCAUUAUUAACCAGAUAUCUACUAAUGAGAUUCAGAGUGAUCAGAACUUAAAGGUUUUGCCACCUACCUUACCAACCAUGCCUGCAGUUACUAGUAUUCCAACUUCAACUGAUAAACCAUCUGGGCCCUGGAGAGACUGUCUACAAGCAUUAGAAGAUGGCCAUGAUACAAGCUCCAUCUAUCUUGUAAAACCGGAAAACACAAACCGGCUUAUGCAGGUGUGGUGUGAUCAACGGCAUGACCCUGGUGGCUGGACAGUCAUUCAGAGACGGCUGGAUGGGUCUGUCAACUUCUUCAGGAACUGGGAGACAUACAAGCAAGGAUUUGGUAAUAUAGAUGGAGAAUAUUGGCUCGGAUUAGAAAAUAUUUAUUGGUUAACAAAUCAAGGCAACUACAAACUGCUCAUAACAAUGGAAGACUGGUCAGGUCGAAAAGUCUUUGCUGAGUACGCUAGCUUCAGACUGGAGCCAGAAAGCGAGUAUUACAAGUUGAGAUUGGGACGCUACAAUGGCAAUGCGGGAGAUUCUUUCACUUGGCACAAUGGCAAACAGUUCACCACGCUGGACCGGGACCAUGAUGUAUACACAGGGAAUUGCGCUCAUUACCAGAAGGGAGGAUGGUGGUACAACGCAUGUGCUCAUUCAAAUCUCAAUGGAGUUUGGUAUCGUGGAGGACACUACCGCAGUCGUUAUCAGGAUGGUGUUUACUGGGCUGAAUUCCGGGGGGGAUCAUAUUCACUAAAGAAAGUUGUUAUGAUGAUAAGACCUAACCCCAACACAUUUCACUGAAAUAAUUCUUCUCUUGGCUUGCUUUCUUGUUCUAAAAAUCACGUAAAGCUAUGAUGUUAUUAUCUGGAAUUAUCUUUUCAGAAAUGAGGAAUGUAAGAUAUUGUACAUUUAUUGCUAAGAUAUGAGGGCUUGUAUAUUGUAUUUUCAAGAAUCAUUCCAGGAAAAAAAAAAGCUGAAGAAAAAAAAGGAACUGAAAUGACAUACCAUUCAGAACACCUCUUGAUGCUAAAAGUAGUUAUAUUAAGCCUUUUAGAACUGGCAGUUUAAAUGGACUGUAGAUAAACUUUCUGGUUUUUAUUCCCUGUAAAUUAAGUUUGGAUGGUAAAAAUACUGCCACAACAUUUAAAUAUUUUUGUAUUUUAUAUUAUGUAUAAAUAUUCUCAAAUACAGGAAAUACUACAAACUGUACAGCAAGAGUUUUAUUAUUAUUAUUAUAAGCAAUCAUUUGACACAGGAAAUCAUAUCCUUUGAACUUUGUAGCUGGUACAUGUACAGUAGUGUGAUUAUUCUAAUUUAAUCUUUGUUAACUGCCAUGAAUAAAGUUAGUACU
Messenger RNA from Pelecanus crispus (Dalmatian pelican), 2073 nucleotides. RefSeq names its product angiopoietin like 2 (gene ANGPTL2). The record is from RefSeq and is a predicted model, not a curated record. Lineage: Eukaryota; Metazoa; Chordata; Aves; Pelecaniformes; Pelecanidae. Gene Ontology annotation, biological process: blood coagulation.